AUGAUGGAAUGCCUUUAUCCUGAGAAAGUGGUUUGUUUCCCCAUUCGAUAUAUCGAUCUGACUUAGAUUACCGGAGCUAUUGUGUGCAAUGUCUCAAUCGGACUUCUGGUCAUCAUUUUGGCAUUGGUCUUACUCUAUUUUCUCCAUAUCAAACAUUACUCCGAACAAAACAUUGAUUCAAUUGGAGUAUCGCUGAGAAAUAUGGCCAAAGCAGCAACUUUCAGCAUGGUACAGUGCGCUUAAUUAUUGGACAAUAUAUGUAUAUGUAUACUAGUUCUGGUUACAGUAUCCCAUUAUUAUCAUUUUGGUGUUUGCUGACAGCUGUGGGAUGAAGAAAGAAGAGGUGAUCAAAGAGUAUGAAAAGGACUCCAUGGAGCGGCGCAACGUCAUUUACACCUUACUUGGACAGAGAAACUUCUCGAAGAAGUUUAUUGAGAGGUAUCCAUCACAAUUCAUGCUCAAUGGAUACGAAGGCGAAGAAAUUUUACUCAAAAAAAUUAAGAAUGGAACUAAAUAA
Bursaphelenchus xylophilus (pine wood nematode) is the source of this 517-nucleotide messenger RNA. NCBI's taxonomy places the organism in Eukaryota, Metazoa, Nematoda, Chromadorea, Rhabditida, Aphelenchoididae. The record is from the annotation of a GenBank genome assembly.